Strongylocentrotus purpuratus (purple sea urchin) is the source of this 2108-nucleotide messenger RNA. RefSeq lists its product as uncharacterized. The transcript has 2 exons. The coding region runs from base 709 to 2007 and encodes 432 amino acids. NCBI's taxonomy places the organism in Eukaryota, Metazoa, Echinodermata, Echinoidea, Camarodonta, Strongylocentrotidae. The record is from RefSeq and is a predicted model, not a curated record.
CUGAAAUCUUCUGAAAUUGAGGUAUUCCGUAUGUCGUCAACUUGUAUGGCAGCGUGCUCCUAAGGUUCUCAACAGUUGGGGCUAAGACAGACUGCCGGUCGAGAGUGUUCGAGAACAUGAACUGAUAACCUCCAAGAUCAUCAAUUUACUAAGAGUUAUAUGCCAUGUUACCAACUGAGAACCUUCAACAGAACUAACUUUUCACUUGAGGUUUUAGUGUCACAUCAACUCUCCUCAGUCGCAAUUUUGUAUCCUACGAAUUUAAUAUAAUUUGGACAGAUUACAUCCUUCGAAAUUUCUCAUCAUAGAAAAAUAAAGCUUCAAAAUUGUAAUUAUGGAUUAGAUCAAGUCUAUGGCUUUGUCGUCAUUGAUGCAGUGACAGCCAGUGAGGAAAUUUGAACAGUUACACCACCAUUAAGGAUGUUUCCGACUCCCCUCAGAAUGACUUUGGACGUGUUACUUCGUUGAAUCGCUUUCAGUGAUGAGGUUAGAAAUAAAGUGCGGGGGAAAAAAUCGCUGAGGGAGCAACCACAUCAGUAAAAUAACUUCAUCGACCUUUUAAAGGAACACAGUGAACUGUUCAUCCAAAGAAAAUGGAAGAUACUUGACCUAAAUAUUCUGCUCCUGGCAGAAUGUUUUCCGAGCUGCUUUCACCAGGUGCAAUAUUCAUCUUCACAUAUUAUAUCAUAAGUAAACCAAAGAUCCGCCAUGUCUGCUUCCGGCGAUUCCCAAGCAUACUACAAGAAACGCCUCGACAAGUUCAAAUCCCGGUCGACCCGGAUCUUCAACCGCGCCCAGAACCUGAACCGAACCUUGGACCGGCAGCUGGACUCGGCGGUCAAGAGCCUGGCGACCAGUCGUGACGUCAGCAUCCGUCGCGACCAGGAGAAGAUAUGGAUGGUGACGGGGGCGGGGCUUCACGCGCCAAAGUACUCCAACGCCAAGGAUGAGGUGCCUUCGUAUCUUGGGAAACAAGCGCAUGCGACUCUGCCGACCCCUCAGGAGCUUAGCUCGCUCUUGCCGAACAAGAAGGCGAAGGAGAGGACACAAUCAGCGGGCAAUUACCAGCAGCUCUCCAGGAGAAGGUUGUCUUCCAUGCAGUCGGUGGAUCUGAAUAUCAUUCAUUACCGCAGAGCCCUGGAGAGUAUGCGAGAGAAAGAAAUAUUGCCACUUUAUAGCGAGAUUAUUCACGAGAAGGAAGGUGAAGAGGAAGUUGAUGGUGUAGGCGGAGGUGGUGAACAAUGGGCCACGACUAUCCCUACUAAUAUAAGACCUAACACGGCCAUACCUGCGUCAUCGAGCAGUAGAACUAGUCAGCCAGAGCGACCAAAGACAUCAAUACCUGACGCAGCCAGGCGCAAGAAACGUGAGUCCACUCCGAACGCAACGGCCUUGAUGAUCGCACAAGCGCAGGAUCCGAACAACAAGGUCCUCAGGACAAACUUCCUAGAUAUGUACAAGACGCAGAUGGUGAAGCAACAGAGAAAGAUGUCCGCAAUGAAGGAGAAGCGCGCACCAAAGGCGACAUCGACUACAGGUGACGCUACCGAACAGAGACCGCGCACCGCUGGCCCGCCGAUCACCGAGGAAAACGAAGACGACGAACGAAGCCAAAGUGCUGGGUUCAUGGCGGAUACGUCUACUUCCAGUAAGCGUCGAGGUCUCCGUCAGAGGCUCAGGCGGACCAGCAUGGCGGCGGUUGCCGGUAUGAACAGCCUUCAUGGCGAGGUCAAGAGCCUCCAGAGCUUCCGGAAGUUCAAGAGGGAGAGCCUGAAUGUCCUGGAGAAUGAUAUCCCCAACAUUGAGAAUCUUGAAGAAGGGGAGUUGUUCGAUGAGAUGAGGAAGUGUCGGUACAUCCGGUGGGGGGAUGAUGAGGAGAAGGUCGAGAAGUUGAACGAAGACCAACCACUCAUCAACCACAUGAAGAAGUUAUCUAUUGAUACCACCAAGAAACCUAAACGAUUCCUCAAGAAACUUAAUGAACAUCAUGAGCCAGGAACUCGAUGAUUGAUCCUCUCAUUUCAACCCAUGGGAGCAUUGGAAACUACUUUUUAAAAAUCUACUUAAAGGGAUAGUUGAGUUCUGCUUUCAGACCGCAAAUGCCUUCA